UUCGUUAAACUGAAAAUUAGAUACAAGUCAAAUACAUAACCAGGAUAAGUUUAUAUCACAUAAACCGGUUUAAUUGUGAAAUAUAUCAAUUGACCCGGUUUAAUUAUAAUUACAUAUUCACGACUCUGUAAUCAAACCCAUUAUUCUCUCAUGCCGUCCUCCUUUCUUCUUGCCGAUCACGCCAUCGUCUCUCCUUUACGCCGAUCUUAGUAACGACUCGCAAUCUCGCCGUUCUGACCAAUCUCGCCGUUCUGACCAAUCUCGCCGUUUUGACCAAUCUUGCCGUUCUGACCUUCACAAUUCAGAGAAUUUCGUUUCAAAGUGUUGUCUCUACACAUGGACAAAUCUUGGGUGUGGCUACCAAGGCUUAGCCUUGAAUAUGAAGAGGGUGCAAGGAAGUUUGUUAAUGAAUCAGCAAAGAGUUUAGGUAAUCCAGCAGAAAUGUUUUGCCCAUGUAGUGAUUGUCGGAAUCUUUGUCACCAACAAAGAGAUAUAGUUUUGGAGCAUCUAGUGAUUAGGGGAAUGGAUGAGAAGUAUAAGAGAAAUAGUUGUUGGAUUAAUCAUGGGGAUAGAAGAAAUCCGAGCUAUGUAGGUGAGUCGAGUUCUGUUGGUGAAACUUAUGAUCUGGUUAGAACUGCAAAGAAGAAUCUGAAUUCAAAAAAAAGCUACAGGAUGCUGAAACUCCUCUCUACAGUGGCUGUUUCAAAUAUACUAAAGUCUCUGCCAUUAUGGGGCUUUAUCGCAUAAAAGUGAAGAGUGGGAUGUCAGAGAACUACUUUGAUCAGCUUAUAAGGUUAAUUCAUGACAUGCUCCCAUCUGAUAAUGUGCUUCCAACAUCAAUAGGUGACGUGAAAAAGUUCUUGAAGAUGUUUGGAUUUGGUUAUGAUAUCAUUCACGCUUGCAAGAAUGAUUGUAUCCUCUACCGAAAGGAGUAUGCAGACAUGGUAAGCUGUCCACGGUGUAAAGCUUCGAGAUGGGAAAAGGAUAAGCAUACUAGUGAUGUGAAAAAUGGGAUUCCAGCUAAGGUACUUAGGUAUUUUCCGAUAAAGGACAGAUUGAAGAGGAUGUUUAGAUCAAAUAGGACUGCUGAGGAUUUACGUUGGCACUUCAGCAAUGCUAGUGUUGAUGGUACAAUGCGACACCCAGUUGACUCACUUACUUGGUCUCAAGUGAAUCGAACAUGGCCACAGUUUGCUGCUGAACCAAGAAACCUUAGGCUAGGGCUUUCAACCGAUGGCAUGAACCCAUUCUCUAUUCAAAACACCAGCUACAGUACUUGGCCUGUUUUGCUAGUUAACUACAACAUGCCUCCUACCAUGUGUAUGAAAGCAGAAAAUAUCAUGUUAUCUUUAUUGAUUCCUGGGCCUACUGCACCGAGUAAUAACAUUGAUGUUUAUUUAGCUCCAUUGAUUGAUGAUUUAAAGGAUUUAUGGAGUGAAGGUAUAGUGGUUUAUGACUCUUUCAUGAAGGAGAAUUUCACACUCCGAGCUAUGUUGUUAUGGAGCAUUAGUGACUAUCCAGCCUUAGGGACAGUGGCUGGAUGUAAAGUGAAAGGGAAACAAGCGUGUAAUGUAUGUGGGAAGGAUACACCACAUAGGUGGUUGAAGUUCAGUCGGAAGUAUGUGUAUUUGGGUAAUAGGAAGCGACUCAGCCCUGGGCAUCCUUACCGUCGUAGAAAAGGAUGGUUUGACAACACUAUUGAAGAAGGCACCGCAACUAGAAUCAAACAGGAGACGAAAUUCUUGAAAGUUUAAAAGACUUUAAGAAUGAUUUUGGUAGGCCAUUGGGGAAAAAAAAGAAAAGAAGUCGGAAAGAUUUGUGUGAAGAUGAGGAGAUUAUACAUGAUGAAUAUGACGAAAGUAGUGAUCAAUGGAGAUGGAAGAAGCGGUCUAUUCUGUUCGAGUUACCUUAUAGGGGAUAUGCUUGUCCGUCACAACAUUGAUGUGAUGCAUGUAGAAAAGAAUGUGUCUGAUGCCUUAUUGUCCAUUUUAAUGCAAAAUGCAAAAUCAAAGGAUGGGGUGAAAGCACGCAAAGACUUGGAAGAUAUGGGGAUUAGAAGCAAAUUACACACUCAAACACGUGGUAAAAAAACUUAUUUACCUCCAGCAUCAUUUUGGUUCUCUAAGGAGGAGAAAAAGAUAUUUUGCAAUAGGCUAUCUAAGUUUAGAGGACCUGAUGGCUAUUGUGCAAAUAUAAGCAAUUGUGUUUCUGUUGAUCCACCUGUAAUUGGUGGCUUAAAAUCUCACGAUCAUCACGUGCUUCUUCAGAAUCUAUUACCCGUUGCUUUGCGAGGUUUGCUGCCAAAAGGCCCGAGGUUUGCAAUAAGUAGAUUAUGCAACUACUUCAACCGAUUGUGUCAACGUGUUCUUGAUGCUGAAAAGCUGAUAACCUUAGAGUCUGAGCUUGUACACACAUUGUGUCAACUGGAGAGGUUCUUUCCUCCUUCACUUUUUGACAUAAUGUUUCAUCUUCCAAUACAUCUGUCUAGAGAGGCUCGUUUAGGUGGACCAGUUCACUUCAGGUGGAUGUAUCCUUUUGAGAGGUAUAUGAAAACAUUAAAGGCCUAUGUCAAAAAUUUUGCAAGGCCAGAAGCAUGCAUGGCGGAAGGAUACUUGGCUGGAGAAUGUAUGGCCUUUUGUAUGGAAUUUCUAAAAGAAUCUUUACCAGUUGAAGAACCAAUCAACCGUAAUGAAGAUAUUGAGGUUAAUCCACUCAUCCUUCAAGGCCGGCCACUACAAAAGGCUGUGGAAGUUACACUAAGUGAUAAAGAGAGAGACAUAGCUCAUCGGUAUGUUUUAAUGAACAUGGAAGUUAUGAAUCCAUAUAUUGAGUUGCAUUUAGAAGAACUAUAAGAUAAAGAUGUUAGAUUGAGACGAAAUCAAACUCUACUAUGGAAAAUUCAUUUGGAAAAAUUUCCAGAAUGGGUUAAGGACCAGAUUCCUACUAACUCAAAGGAGCAUUGCACGAAAUCUAGAUGGUUGGCAUUUGGACCAAGGAAUAUUGCACAAACAUAUAAGGGAUAUGUUAUUAAUGGCUGCAGAUUUUUAACAGAUGAUGUGAAGCGAAAGACACAGAACAGUGGAGUCGUAUAUGAAGCUUUUAGUAUGUGUAGAUCUAGUGCUCGUGAUACCAACCACAUGGCUGACAUUGUUACAUACUAUGGAGUAAUAACUGAGAUCAUAUUACUGGAUUAUCACAUGUUCCAGAUUCCAAUUUUCAGGUGUAAUUGGGCAAACAAAGGAAAUGGUGUGAAAGAAGAAGACGGGUUCACUCUUGUUAAUCUCCAUCUAAACCAAGCAGCCUUCUUAAAAGAUCCAUAUAUCCUGGCAUCACAAGCAAAACAAGUUUUUUACUCCGUAGAGGAUGACUCUUCACCUUGGUCUGUAGUUAUGAGGGCGCCGCCUAGAGGAUAUCACGAGUUAGAGACUGAAGAGAAGUUUGUUGCUGAAUCAGUUUCAAUCCAGGAAUUUGAUGAUUUGGAGGAUCAUUCUUCUGAUGAUGAGGAUUUCUGUGUUAGAAAUGAUUGUGAAGGAGUCUUAGUAAUGGAAUUAUUGUUUGUGGAGACAUCUCUCGGUGUUGUGGUCUGUGAUUCGAUUCGUCUGCAUAUCCUACAAUCGCUGGGAAUAAGGCCAUGACUAACAGCAGAGGACGAGAUCAGAGAUUGAGAGCUUCAGAUCAAUGGUGAUGAGUUUCUGGAAGAUUUGACAAAGCUCUGAAGCAUCGUCACUUUGAACAAAGGAGCAACAACAAGACUGUGAAGAACAAGACGGUUAGGUAGCUACUUUAAGUUGACAUUUAAAAUUUGUGUAAUGUUAUUUCAAUUUGGUUUUGAAUGUUUUCAAACGCAAUUGUAAUGUUUUUCAUUAAUACAAAAAAGCUUCAGAUU
Messenger RNA from Arabidopsis lyrata subsp. lyrata, 3886 nucleotides. RefSeq lists its product as uncharacterized. The transcript has 8 exons. The coding region runs from base 1767 to 2852 and encodes 361 amino acids. Lineage: Eukaryota; Viridiplantae; Streptophyta; Magnoliopsida; Brassicales; Brassicaceae. The record is from RefSeq and is a predicted model, not a curated record.